Messenger RNA from Spodoptera exigua (beet armyworm), 2054 nucleotides. Lineage: Eukaryota; Metazoa; Arthropoda; Insecta; Lepidoptera; Noctuidae. The record is from the annotation of a GenBank genome assembly.
GUCGAGGUACCUAACAUUUUUUUUUUAUUUUUCGGUUACAGGUUUUUUGAAACGGUUGCCAGCAAAUUUCCGAGAUGAUUUUAGCACCUGAGGAUUGUGGAUGUCCUAUUAUAGAAGAAGGACCGAGUCUAGUCAACUCGCCAGUAUGCAGCGGGAACUUUUUAUUUAUGGUGUUGCUGCAAAGUUACCUAUGGGGGCGCUGCAGUAUCUCGACCCCAUGCAAGCGGAUCGAGUCUGUGGAGGAAACGGAACAGGAAUAUGACUUCAUUGUCGUUGGCGCUGGGUCUGCGGGGUCCAUUGUGGCUGGGCGGCUCUCGGAAAAUACUACGUAUAAGGUCGUGUUGCUGGAAGCAGGUGGUCCUGAACCCCUAGGAGUAAGAGUUCCAUCAUUCUACAGGACAUUUUGGGACAAUCCUGCAGUAGAUUGGCAGAUACGCACAGUUCCUGCUGAUUACUGUCUCGACCAGGAGGGUUUGGGAUGCAAAUGGCCGCUCGGAAAAGGAUUGGGUGGAACUAGUCAAUUGAACGGAAUGAUGUACCAUCGUGGCCAUCAUGCUGAUUACACCUGCGAUUGGGUGGAAGCUGGUGCUAAAGGAUGGUCCUGGGAUGAAAUCAAACCUUUCAUGGACUUAACAGAGGGAAACAAACAGAUCGGUUCCCUUGUAGACGGCAAAUAUCAUUCUGAUAUCGGACCCUUGCCCAUUCAGACAUUCCGCUACCAGCCCUUAGCAUUGUACGACCUGAUGGAUGCUAUUAACCAGACCGGUCUGCCGCUGAUUAAGGACAUGAACAAUCCCAACACGCCUGAGGGUUUCGUCAUAGCACAGGCCUUCAACGAUAACGGCCAGCGUUACACCACAGCACGUGCCUACCUCCCACCUCAAUCAGAACGACCGAACCUGAACAUCAAACUCCACGCCCAUGUGACCAAAGUCCUGUUCCGACGCAAGAAGGCGAUCGGAGUAGAAUAUGUAGAUGAAAAUGGAAAUACCAAGGUCGUGAAGGCCCGUAAAGAGGUUAUCCUAUCAGCCGGAGCCUUAACCAGUCCCAAGAUCUUGAUGCAUUCAGGAGUAGGACCAAAAGAGACGUUAGAACCACUAGGCAUCAAAGUCAUCGAAGAUUUACCAGUCGGCAAGAACCUGAAGAACCACUGUGGAGCUACUCUAUACUUUAUUCUGAAGAAGGUCAAAAACACGCAGGUUCUGGACUGGAGUGCUUUGACGGAAUAUUUGCUGCAGAAUGAUGGACCCAUGUCUUCUACUGGUCUUACUCAGUUAACGGGUCUUCUGUACUCAAGUUACGCGAAAAAGGAGCUGAAACAACCCGACCUACAAUUCUUCUUUAACGGCUUCUACGCUGAAUGUUCCAAAACCGGCGCCAUAGGGGAACCUGCAAUUGAAUGUCCUAAUUCUGGUUACAAUGUAUCAGCAAACGCAGUAUAUUUGCUACCACGCAGUGUAGGCUACAUGACUAUCAACUCCACCGAUCCCUUCGAGCAAGCUAUCUACGAUCCCAACUUCUUCUCAGACCCAGUAGACAUGGAGGUCAUCAAGGAAGGACUGGAUUAUUUGCGCCAAAUAUUUAAUAGCGAGCUCCUUCAAGAACAAUAUGAAAUCGAAUUGGACCCAACAUACACUGAAAAAUGCGACAAAGUGGCGCCAGCCUGGUCUGAUGAUUGGAAGGAGUGCAUGAUUAGAGUGCAUACGGACCCACAAAACCAUCAGCUCGGAACCUGCGCCAUCGGGAAGGUCGUUGACCCAGAACUUAGAGUUUAUAACCUUAAAGCUUUAAGAGUAUGCGACGCUGGGUCGAUGCCGUCACAGCCCACAGGAAACCCACAAGGUGCCAUCAUGGCAGUCGCCGAGAGAUGCGCACACUUCAUCAAAGAAGCCUGGCAAUAAACCAAAUAACCCCCAGUGAUCUUAAAACCAUAUGAUGUGAGAUAAUUAACAAGAUUGAACUUCAAUGCCACGGCGUCUAUUUGCCAAUCAAAAAUCAACCAAGACUGUUAUUAAUAAAGUAGAUUUUUGUGUUAAUCUCAGUGUUAUCUCGUG